UUUCGGAAAUAUUUUCAACGAUAGGCGGUGAGUGUUCAAAACUUUCUUUGCCGUUUCCUUCGUUCGUGCAGUCGUUACUUCGCUGUGUUCUCGCUGGAUUGUACUCGUUGCGAGUCUCCAAAAAAAAAAAGUUUUGUUUGUUGAAGAUGAUCAAAAAUGUGGUGAUGCGUGCUGCUGCCGUCUCAAUGACGGUCUACCUCACCAAUUACGUUGGUGUUUGGGGCACUCCGGAGGACUCCCAACGCCUGGUCAAGUCGAUUGGUGUGCCUGUCGACGCCAUGGUCAAGUGGUUGGCCCCAACGGACUGGCAGGAGAAGAAUGUCUACAAUGAUGGCGUCAAGAAGAGUUUUGCGCUCAUUUCUCAACUGCCCGAAUACAUAUCGCGGGCCAAUCGACAGCUGGCCUAUAGCUUCUGUGACUUGUCGCAUCCGGAAGUGUGGAUGUGUCUGGCAAUGCAAGAUCUGAACCCCUUUGCCAAAAGAGCCCUUGAUUCUGAAGCUUCAAUCGAAGAGACUGAUGAGAAGCCAGGGCCGGCAGCGGGCGUCGAGGUGGACGAUCUCAAUGCCGAGAUCGACAACCCAAACUUCAAUGACCUGUCUUACCUAAAUAUGUGGGAGUAUUGGAAGCAGCAAUUACACGCUUCCGUUCAAAAAACCAAGUAAUGACUACGAUUUCCCACGAACCAAUUCAAAUAAUACUCGAAAUUUUCAAUGAAAUUUUAAAUUCUGAAAAAAAAUCACAUUAUAAUUCGAUAUAGGUACUAUUAAACUCUUUCGAACAGC
Drosophila persimilis is the source of this 782-nucleotide messenger RNA. RefSeq lists its product as uncharacterized. The transcript has 3 exons. The record is from RefSeq and is a predicted model, not a curated record. NCBI's taxonomy places the organism in Eukaryota, Metazoa, Arthropoda, Insecta, Diptera, Drosophilidae. The coding region runs from base 147 to 662 and encodes 171 amino acids.